GUUGGAAACGUCAAAGUGACAUUAUUGACAGAAAAGUCAUAAAGAAACCGAUCGAUUGUUGAUGUUUUUUUCUGAUUUAUUUUGUGAUUUUUGUGAUAAUGUACUAAACGUAUACAAUGCACCAGUAUUAUUAGUUAAAGGUCCUGAAAUAUAACCAGUUACGUAUGGGAGGUAGAACACGGAAGCAACUUUGUUGGAACUUAGCUGUUUUAAACCCUAUAUCAUUAUGGACUACGACUAUCUCAUUAAACUUCUCUGUGUGGGAGAUUCUGGAGUAGGGAAGACGAGCUUCUUAUAUAAAUAUACCGAUGGGGUCUUCCACACGCAGUUUAUUUCCACCGUGGGCAUAGACUUUAGGGAGAAAAGUCUGAUUUACCAACAGAAUGGGAGGCAGCAUCGCAUUCAUUUACAGCUGUGGGACACUGCUGGACAGGAGAGAUUCCGCAGCCUGACUACAGCUUUCUACAGAGAUGCAAUGGGAUUCCUUCUGCUGUUUGAUUUGACCAAUGAGGCAUCCUUCCUUGAAGUCAGGAACUGGAUUGAGCAACUGAAGACUCAUAGUCUCUCUGAUGACCCAGACAUAGUCCUCUGUGGCCACAAAUGUGAUUUGCAAGAAAAAAGGCUGGUGAACCAGAACCGUGCGCGGGAAUUUGCCAAGAACUACAACCUGCCAUACUUAGAGACUAGUGCCAAAUCCGGACAGAAUAUCGACCGAGCUAUUGAGAUUUUACUUGACCGCAUUAUGAACAGAAUGGAGUCUUCAGUGGAGUACGCGAUGCUUUGCGCAUCGGGCCGUCGCCGUCAAUCUCUCCAGAAACUGCAAGCCAACAAGGACAAGAAGUUUUGUUCAUGCUAAGUUUUAUAUUUAUAAUCUGUGAUUUUAUACUAUCUUAUACACUAUCUUACCUUGGAACUAAAAGUAUUGGACUAUACAAUUUAUGAACAUAUUUUAUAAUCUUCAAAAACAUUUUAUAUUUAUAAUCUUGGAACCAAGAAAAUUAUUUAUUCCAAAGGGUCUACGGUUAAUGAGACUGAUUUUUGUUUUUUAGUUAAUGGAACUAAUUUGUUUUACAUUCCAUCCUGCUGUACCUACUUUUAAAAAGAUUUUAUUGUAUUGUGUCAAUAGAUUUAUUUUUUGGGAGUUUCUUUUUUUAAAAAUGUUUUUGAUCUGAAUUUCGUACGUUUUUUACAGGUUUACAGAUUAUUCUCGAAUUUUCGAAAGUCAGGUUUAUGAUUGUUUUAGGGAUGUCCGUAACUUGGCUUAAGCCGAAUACUAAUGUUUAGUUACUAUUCGUCGAAAUAUGAUACCAGAAUAAACAUCAGGAAAAUGAAAUAUACGAUUUAUUUUUUAAAAGAUAUCUUAACCAAUUAAAAUGGGUUUUUCUAUGAAUAUAUGGUAGUUAAUUUUUAACCUGAAAAUUUUGAAUGUAGAAUAUUUAUUGAUUGUUGCUUUCUUUAUCGUAAGUGCAGGGUAAGCCUAGUCACGCGAAGUUUUGAAGUCGUAGAGUUAUUUUAUUAUUAACUGUUACACAAUGAACCUAUGCACAUUUUCAUAGUUCAUAGUUUCAUACGUAAAUAUUUAGAAUUAAUUUUACUGUCAUAAAAUUCGGAGAAUUAAUUUUAAUGUGUAAUAUUUUUUUACACUAAUAACUUAUAUUUCUAGGGCGUCGUUAAGCCAUGAUAUACAUUAAAUGGGGUAUUUAUUGAUCAUCAUUAACAUGUUCGACAAAUUGACAUCACUAUUAGGUUCGACUAAAAUUCGGCCUGCAGAUCAACUAUUGAAUCAAGUUUGUGUAUGGGUUCGUUGUGUAUUAGUAUCGUAUUGUUGUUAGCUUGUUUUUGUUGUUGAAUGUUUUGCACAAGUGUGAUAUUUUAGUAGCACAAAGUAAUUACUUAUUAUAUAAAGUGUAUCCAGUGAGUUUUGUCUGCUAAAGUCUGCUGUUUUUGGGAAUAAUCUUAUGAUAUUUGAUAUUGAGGAGUUAACCCUAGUCUAUGGAAAUUAUACUAAUCUGAAUGAAUUGUUAUACACUUUUUAUAUUUGAAUAAUAUUUAGAUUUUAAGUCGACAUUAACGUAGGGAUGUGUUUAUACUAGACGCGCGAUGAUACAAAGUAUGAACUUUAUCCGUGAAAAUAUAAGUCUAUAGAUAUUAAUUUAUUAUGAUGAAUGUAUUGUCAUCUUCCCUAUUACCAAGUACUUACAAGCAUUACUUUCAUUCUACUCUUCGUCUAGUCUAGACACAUCUCAUGUCGUGUAAGAAGUAUACUUGAUCACGAAUGCGUUAUCUACAUACAUUAUAUUAUUAUCUAGGUACUGUUUAAGAAAGUAGCAAACUUAAUGAGUCUGUAUACCCCUAGAAAUAUUCCUAAUAAAUCCGUUCCUCGUAUAAUUAAUAUAUACCGACCUUGUAGAUGCAUCUCGUUGUCAAAUUAAAUAUUUAACCUGUACAUAACUAAAAUUACACUUUAAGGCCGAAUUUCAGCUCAAGAAGUAUUCGUCAAUCAAACCGAAUAUUCGGCUUAGCGCAUAUCCGAAAAUAUUCACUCCAUUUUUUAAUAAAUUCUUUAUUUAAUUAAAUAUCUUGCCAUAAUAAUUAAGUUUAUCAUAAUCAAUUCUAGUCAUAUUUAAUCAAUUUUAUAAUGUAUACGCGCAAACUUAGAUAAGGCGCGGAAAUUCAAACGAAAGUUUUGUAUUAUUGUGAUCGGCUUAAAAACCUAUAUUUAUUAUUGAAUAAUAUUUUGUAUCGUAUUAAUUAAAAUGUUAAUAUUUACCCUUGACCAAAUUACGAUUUAUAUACAUACCUAUUAUGAAGUGUCAAUUUUGUGUACAAUUAUUGUCUA
Messenger RNA from Spodoptera litura, 2839 nucleotides. It is a transcript of the gene Rab27, whose product is annotated as RAS oncogene family member Rab27. The record is from RefSeq and is a predicted model, not a curated record. Lineage: Eukaryota; Metazoa; Arthropoda; Insecta; Lepidoptera; Noctuidae. Gene Ontology annotation, molecular function: GTP binding; GTPase activity.